Messenger RNA from Musa acuminata AAA Group (dessert banana), 2266 nucleotides. Its product is annotated as probable inactive purple acid phosphatase 28. Bases 862 to 2142 code for a protein of 426 amino acids. The transcript is spliced from 3 exons. Gene Ontology annotation, cellular component: cytoplasm. The record is from RefSeq and is a predicted model, not a curated record. Gene Ontology annotation, molecular function: hydrolase activity, acting on ester bonds. Lineage: Eukaryota; Viridiplantae; Streptophyta; Magnoliopsida; Zingiberales; Musaceae.
CUCUUUCUCGUCCUUUUCAUCGUCCCCCUCGUCUUAUUCGUGUUGCGGGUGGCGUUUACAGGCGGCGACGCUGAGGUGAGGGUCAAGAGGUCCGCGGAGCUCCCCCUUCGCUUCAGCUCUGAUGGUGUCUUUAAGAUCCUCCAGGUAAGUUGAGCUUCGUAGCCCGACUCCAAGGAUUGGGUUUUUUUACCAUCAAGAUAGGAUUUCCUGCCCGUGUAUCUUGUAGGUGGCCGAUAUGCAUUACGGCAACGGGCUGGUGACCCGAUGCCGAGACGUCUUGCCCUCGGAGGCCGCCCGCUGCUCCGAUCUCAACUCGACGUUGUUCCUCAAGAGGAUGAUCGAAGCCGAGAAACCGGAUUUGAUCGCCUUCACAGGUUCUCCUACCGACUCUUCCUCUUCUGGUACCUCGAUUUUCGCAUGGAAGAUUCCAUGUUUCACGCGGAUUGAGGGGGCACUGGAGAUACAUUUGCUCUGGCCCUGUCUUCUUUCGUAUUCUUGUUCUCUUCUUCUUCGAUCUUUUCGGGUCGCCGUUGCGGAGGCCAUCGAUCCGCUAUUCCUCGUCGGUAGACUGAUUCUGGGUGAAUUAUCGUGCGGAAGGCGCGUUUCUUUGAGGGGCUUGUUUGCUCGUCAGAUGAUUCCGAUCGCUCGAUCGGUUAUUUCUUCAAUUAGUGUUUUCGGGCUGCCGGAAGAUGCCGCCGAGUCCACGGCACAGAUCCCACCAGUCGCACAAACACUUGAGGGACCGGUCCGACUCCGAGGAGGAUGAGAGACCGCUGGAGAGGACUAGGGAGGAGGAUUCGGUGCCGGAGAAGCGAAGGCCCUCGAAUGAGCACGCUGGGAAAGAGGUGAUGGGUUCUAGCAAUGAGGAUACCUCUGAGGAGAAGAAGCGCAAAUCAAGUGAGGACGAGGUGGUGGUCGUGGUUGCUGAUCUGUGGGACGGUGGCCAGGAGAAUACCACAAGAGGUGGAAUGGAGAGGAAUUUGGGCCUGUUUUGGACAAGUGUUCAAGAUCAUGGAAGGCAUGAGGGGUGAGGAUCAUGGAAGGAAGAAUGACUCAGUGAAGAAGAAGUCCGAAGGCAUGAGGGGUGAGGAUCAUGGAAGGAAGAAUGACUCAGUGAAGAAGAAGUCCAAAGGCAUGAGGGGUGAGGAUCAUGGAAGGAAGAAUGACUCAGUGAAGGAGAAGUCCGAAAAGACAUCAAGCCGGAGAGAGAGUAGUCAUUACAAGGAUGGAAAGGAGAGGAGGGCAGCAAGAAGAAGGAAGAGGCCCAAGAUUCCAGGCAUGUUAUGUCUGAUGAUUUGCCCAGUAGGGGAUAACAUAUUUGGAGCCAGUGCUACUGAUGCUGCUGAAUCACUCUUCAAGGUUUUUAGGCCUGCCAUGGAGUCCAGGACUCCCUGGGCUCCAAUCUUGGGCAAUCAUGACCAAGAGUCCACCAUGACACGAGAAGAAUUGAUGUCGUUCAUCUCAUUAAUGGAUUACUCAGUGUCCCAAGUAAACCCAUCUGGUUUUGUGGUCGAUGGAUAUGGAAAUUAUGACAUCAGGGUGCAUGGAGCAUGGGGAUCGGGUUUGGCUAACACAAGUGUGCUAAAUCUCUAUUUCCUUGACAGUGGUGAUCGUGUUAUGGUCAGUGGUGUCAGAACAUAUGGUUGGAUUAGGGAUUCUCAACUAACUUGGCUUCACACUAUUUCUGAAGAGCUUCAGAGCAGGUAUCCAGCUCCGGCACUUUCAUUCUUCCAUAUCCCCAUUCCAGAGGUUCGUGACCUGUGGUUUAGGGGUUUUGUGGGUCAGUUUCAAGAGGCAGUCGCCUGUUCUUCUGUCAAAUCAGGAAUCCUUCAGUCCCUAAGCUCAAUGGGAGAUGUGAAAGCAGUAUUCAUCGGCCACGAUCAUCUUAAUGACUUUUGUGGCAAAAUAAAUGGUAUAUGGUUCUGUUAUGGAGGAGGUUUUGGUUACCACGGGUAUGGAAGAGUCGGUUGGCCUAGGAGAGCAAGGGUAAUCUCUGCCCAUCUUGCAAAAGGGAAGGAGGCAUGGAUGGGGGUUGAGACAAUCAGGACCUGGAAGCGCCUGGACGAUGACAAGCUGACCAAAAUCGAUGAGCAAUUGCUCUGGAGCCAUGAUCAUCUACAACCUGGAACAUUAUAUUUGUGAUCAGUGCCCAAUUGCCAUUUUUUGUAUAGUUUUGUAUUUUGUAUAUCAUUGUUAGAUCAGUACUUCAAUUUUGUUACCUACAUUGGCGAAGAGAUAUGAAGGAAGCCUAUCAUUUAUUGGUAAA